Messenger RNA from Paramecium tetraurelia, 1665 nucleotides. RefSeq lists its product as uncharacterized. The record is from RefSeq and is a predicted model, not a curated record. NCBI's taxonomy places the organism in Eukaryota, Ciliophora, Oligohymenophorea, Peniculida, Parameciidae. The transcript has 2 exons.
AUGACUAAAAGAUUGAAUGAAAAUAUAAAAUUAAAUAUUUUUAAUUAUAUGUUCAUUAUUCUUUAACUCUUGGUUUAACAAAUCUAAUCUGAAUCUAUUUAGAUUCUAACCAAGCAAGAAGCAAUCCUAGAUGUCUUUAGUUCAUCUGGAAUAAUCCUCGAAUAAUAAUUAACCAAUUCAAGUUUAUGUCACAUCGUUCCUUAAUAACUGGUGGCUCACGACAUUGACGACAAUUCAAUAACCUUAAUUGAGAGCUACAAGGAUGAUUUAUUUAGUUUAAACUUUGAACUUGGAUCCUUCAAUGGAAAAAUAGGAAAAAUUAUCAAAUUUGUCUAACUCAACAAUGGUGUUCUCGUCUUAUAAGAUGAUGGCCAAUUGAAGUAUCUAAAUUACCAAAAUAACUCAUUUCAACUGAAAUCUACCUUCAAAUUAGAAAUAGAGAAAUUUGCAUUAGAAGGCAAUGUAUUCUUGGAAUACUUCUAUUACUAAUCAUAAGUGUUGUUGAUAGCAAACACUUAAACUAUUGCCUUAGAUAUCAUCCAUGACGAAGAUGAUUUGUAUAUCAAAUAGUAUAAGAUUUAUGAGUAAUGGCAAAUCUCACACAUCAAUAGCAUUGCCACUGUUGGUAAUAUUAUGAUUGUGGCUAUGGACUCUGGUAUAAAGAUAUUCGAAUUUAAAGAUCAUUUAUUAAAUGAGAUUAUGAUCGAAAUUAGCCACAUUAACCGUGUUUAGGAUGUGAAGAUAUUUAAUAAAAAGAAUAAUGAACUUUAUUACAUUUAUUUGUUAGAUACAAUCUCAGGAAUUAAUCAAUACAUCUUUAACACUGUAACUUAAAAAUUGGAGCAUAAUUCUAAGUUAGGGAUUAUUCCAUAUCCAGGAGAAAUUCUUGACAUCUAUGGUGAAAUCUUAAUGGUUGUGAAGGACAAAUAUUUGUACGAGAUUCGAGUUGAUUAUUAUCGAAAUUAAUUCACUCUUGUUAAAUAGCAUCAGUUGGAAACAGAUAUCAUUGAUAUAGAAUUAACAGAACAAUUCGCCAUAGUGAUUGGCAGAAAUGGCCAUUAAAUUUUGUUUCAUUCAAUUCCAUCCACUUAUUCUUAAUUUGAGUGGAUGAAUUAAUUGGUUAUACCGAAUUUGAAAUAACUGGGAAUAUUGUCUUUAAAUUUAGAUCAAUAGAACUUAGAACUGAAAGAGGCCACUUCAUCUCACAAUAUCAUUAUUGGAAUUACGUAACAUAAGUUCUUUUUUUCGAAAGUGGAAUUGGAGUAAUCCUUUAUUUAAUGUUAUUCCGAUGAAAUCACCUCCUAAAUUUAAUUGAAUUAUAGUCACAAGGCUACUAGAUGUAAGACUAAUUUGAAGAGGAACGAAUGCGAUCUAAUCAAAAGCUAUACAAUCUAAUUCGUAGAGCCCAAACAGUUUGGAGGUAAUAAAUAAACUUAUUUAUUAAUAAUAUUACUUUACAUAGUAAUAUUGUUACUAUUUAUUUUAUUUAUUGGAUCCUUAAUAUAUCUCUAUAAGAAAUAUCAAAUUGAACCUAAAUAAUAGUCGUGUGAACAAACACCUGAUGUAACAUAAAAUUUGAAAACAGACCAUUAAAGCAAUUUUCCAUAGCCAUCGUCGAAAGAGAUAGCUCCUGUCUCUAGAGAUGACCAAACAACCAAUUUCUGA